Paramecium tetraurelia is the source of this 916-nucleotide messenger RNA. RefSeq lists its product as uncharacterized. The record is from RefSeq and is a predicted model, not a curated record. The transcript is spliced from 4 exons. Gene Ontology annotation, cellular component: membrane. NCBI's taxonomy places the organism in Eukaryota, Ciliophora, Oligohymenophorea, Peniculida, Parameciidae.
AUGUGUUUGCCUUAUGGAUGUUUGAAAUGCUUCGUAUAAUUGGAGGGCUGGUUAACUUUCGUGAUUGGAAUUUUAGCAAUUGUGGCUGCUAUAAUAGUGACAGUAAUAUAAAAGAGCUUCGAUGAUGCGAUAAAAGAUCUUGGGAUAACGGAUAUAAACACUAGCGCUAUAAUUGUGCCUUUUUGGAUAUUUGCAGCAGUUGUGAUAUUCUUUGCAAUUAGUGGUUUAUGUGGAGCAAAACAUAGGAGUAAAUGCUUGUUGGCAAUCUUUAAUUUGGGAAACAUUUGUUUGUUUUUAGCUUUCUUAAGUCUUUCCAUAGUAGCCUAUGUGAUUGGGUCCUUUUUUGAUGUCUCAAAUUGUUCCAACAGUUCAAAUGAAUUAUAGAUUGAGAAUUUAUACAAAAUGUCAGAAUCAACUCUUUGCAAAUCAUCAUGCGAAUGCUAUUAUUCAGAAAAAAUGACUAAAGAAGUGGAGUUAGCUGUAAAAAGUUACUCAGCAACUGAUAAAACAAAGCCAACAAGAGUAUAAGAUUGUCCUGGAUUCGAUUCGAAAUAUAAAACAUAAGCAGCAGCUCUAUAAUUGAUGGAAGAGAAAUGGUAAUGUUCUGGGUGGUGUACACCAUACCCUAUUUAAUAAUUCAAUGAUGUUAAUUCAAAUGUGAAAAACCAUAACUAUCCUUGUUACAAAGGAAUGAUUGAAUAUUUUUAAAAUAUGUUCACCACAACAGGCUCUAUACUAUUCUCUUUAGCAGCACUUUUUGGAGUAAUGGUCAUCUUAACUUGUUGUCUUUGCUGUCAUCCACAUAAUAGCAACAAAGGGUCAGAUUAUUAUACAAGAUUAGCAUACACAGCAGACUCAUGAGUUUAUUCAUUUUUAUGGAUAUUAUUAUAUAAAUUCAUAAAAUCAAUUGGUUUUA